Messenger RNA from Protopolystoma xenopodis, 363 nucleotides. NCBI's taxonomy places the organism in Eukaryota, Metazoa, Platyhelminthes, Monogenea, Polystomatidea, Polystomatidae. The record is from the annotation of a GenBank genome assembly.
GUCCACCCGCUGGACGCCAGAUUGUCGCACAAGUGUUGCCGAAGUGGCCUUGUUGGCCUAAACCAGGGCAACAUUUUGAGGCCUCACAUUUCUGCGUUUUGUCUGGGACUUCUCAACGCAGUGCUCAACGAGGCUUGUGGGGAAGGGGGGCUAUAUGCGUCGGCGGCCCCACUUGCCUCCGCCUCAAUCGUGUUCGUCCUCAUAGUUGGGUGGCAGAUCGGCACUUGUCUUCUCACGUCCGUCCCCUCUUUCAGCCCCAUGCUUCCGCCCGAUGUCCGCCCAAUUGACAGACCAGGUAACCAAGCGACCCUUUGCGUAUCCUGCUUUUGUCCAGCUAAUCCGUCUCUCCUGCCGUCCGGUUAA